This is a messenger RNA of Nicotiana attenuata, 973 nucleotides long. RefSeq names its product protein TRI1-like. The record is from RefSeq and is a predicted model, not a curated record. The transcript has 2 exons. Gene Ontology annotation, cellular component: nucleus. Bases 112 to 555 code for a protein of 147 amino acids. Lineage: Eukaryota; Viridiplantae; Streptophyta; Magnoliopsida; Solanales; Solanaceae.
GCGGGUUCACCCUGAUUUUUCACGGACAGAAAAAACCCUUCUCCCCACUCUCAAGUCUUAUCUCUCUGCAAAUUCAAAAAACACCAAAAGCUACACUCGAGAAAGAAGAUAAUGGCGGUGUCCUUGGGCUCAUUCUCGAUAUUCUCUUCCGCCGGCGAAACGGCGUCGUUUGUGAAAUCAGCUUCGUCUUAUUCCAUUAAGCUCGCUUCUCCUCUUGCUGCUCAUCAUGCUAAUCUGCGCACUGUGCGCAUGGUUACCUUCGCCACAGCUUCUAAGCCGGUGGCUGCAGAGCCGAAGAAGCGUGAACCGAGGGGGAUUAUGAAGCCGCGUCGAGUUUCGCCGGAAAUGCAGGCAUUCCUUGGUGGAAUUGCUGAGAUUCCUCGUACUCAAGCCCUCAAGUUGAUUUGGGCCCACAUCAAAGAGAACAACCUUCAGGAUCCUCAAAACAAGAAGGUCAUAAUCUGUGAUGAGAAGUUGAAGAAUAUUUUUGCUGGAAAGGAUCGUGUUGGGUUCCUUGAGAUUGCUGGUUUGAUUAGUCCGCACUUUCUUAAGUGAUCUAAGGAAAGCAUAGAAGGGCAGCUCUUUUUUGUAAAUUAGUCUUCUAGAUUGGGUGAUAGUAUCUAUUAGGAACAUUGCUGCUUUAUCAAUUAUCUAAACUUCUUUGAAGGUGCUUUAAUCUAUGAAGCUCGCUCUUUUGUGAAAAUUGAUUGGUGAUUUUGGUUUUCCUAUCUUCACAGGAAGAUUUUCCAAUGCAAGAUUAGUAGCAAGUGGGUUGUCAAUCUUAAACUUAUUGCAGCUUUAUAUGCUGUACGAAAUGUAUGAGGCACCUUUAGUAAAAUUUGCGCGUGGUUGCAGCAUUACUGGAUUCUGAUAUGGUCAAAUGUACUAAGUAUUUGGGUUUUUACCUUGCAUGUGUAUGACUAUAUCCAGUAUUAUUCAAUGUUUGAAGUUCGGGGAAUCAUUAGCCCAUUCA